UGCUAAGUCGAUGAAUCUAGAUAUAAUACAUUUAUAUCCAGCACUCAUAAAAAUGACAAAGUUACAUAGAAUCUUCAAUUGUAUACAUUUUGUUGGAAUUAAAUUAAUGCAGAAGUGUGUUUGAGAAGAAAGAUUCAUGUCAUAUAAUGCGGGUAUAAACCAUUGGAAUCACUAGGAGCGACAUCCAUAAAGGAACAAUUUAAGAAAGCGCCAAAAAUGGCAACUGUACAGCCAUCACAAAACCGGGUUCAUCUUUUUCGCCUUCAAACUCUUAUCAUAGAUGGAGGCACUACAGUCGUAAGGAAUAUAAUCGACCAGAAGAGCUCCAAUGUUCCUCUUAAUGUGCUUCUUCAUCAGGAGAAGACUUCAGUAAACACUCUGAGGGCCAGUAAAGUAAUAACGCUGGCACAGUACAAGUUACUGUAUCCAAAAGGUGGUAAUCCUCCUUCUAUCUCAGACAUUGACUUAACUCUUGCGACAUGCCUGCUGAGGAGCCUGAACUGUUUUGGGCUAAACACUACAUUUAACUGGAGUGCAACACCACAGCAAACUGACACCUCUGUUGAGGCAGAUUUAUGCCGUCUUCGAAAUAUACGAAAUGAGAUAGCGCAUAUAGCGUGUACUACUGGAAUAACUCAGGCAACAUUUCAGAGCAAAUGGAUCGCCAUCGAACAGGUACUUCUCAGACUUAAUAACUCUGUUCCAAAUCCAAUUCAUAACCUUCAACAAGAGAUUGACGGGUAUAAAAACAACCCUCUUGAUCCAGAGGCAGAGGACAAAAUACAAGAUGAAAUAGAUAAGUUGCAACAAAUGGAGAAAAACCUAGAAAUGGAAGUGCAGAUUGUAAAGAAAGAUACUGCAUAUGUUAAGAGAAAUGUUGAAGAAGUUAAGGAAAAUGUCGAGGAAGUUAAAGGAAAUGUUGAAGAAGUUAAGGAAAAUAUUGAAGAAGUUAAAGGAAAUGUUGAAGUAGUUAAGGGAAAUGUUGAAGGAGUUAAGGACAGUAUUGAAGUAGUAAAGGAAGAUAUUGCAGCUGCACAUAAAAAAAUUGAUGAAGAAUCGAAGAGGCGAAGGAAAACAGAUGUAUCAGUCAGUGUAGCAAUGGAACGGCCGAGCUUAUUUCAAAUAAUAUACGCGAAGAUACGUAUGCGCCGUAUGAAGAAAGACCUGAAAGAAGAUUUGAUACGUUUCUACAGGCAACAGUAUCAUAUCUUGCCUCUAUCACCUUUGAUAGAAGAUCAAGACACGCCUCUACUUAAGUUUUACGUCAUGCCGGACAUAAAUUCAGUGGAAAUCCAGAGUUCGUUUGGAGGUGGAAACGUAAUAAAGUCAGAGGUCACCUCUUUGCGUGAUGUGUUCUACAAGAAAAACAAAAAGUGUCAUGAAAUCUACCUUUCUGCAGAUGCUGGGUUCGGGAAAACUGCUUUUAGUAAGCGGCUCGUUUUGACGUGGUGUCAAGCCAAAAAGCGUAUCAAAAGUGAACAAAAAUGCUUUGAAGAGGACGAUAUUCGGGCAAUGUCAGAGUUCAAAUUUGUCUUCUUGUUGUCAUUACGCGACUGUGCUGAGGAAUGCGACAUUGAUGAGAUGAUCGUGAAACAAAUAAUUCCACGACUGGCAAACACUUCUGUAACUUUUAGCCACAUACAAACUAUUCUUUCUAAGGGGAAAUGCUUGUUAAUUCUUGACGGUUUAGACGAGUGGGUACACCCAACGUCUGCCUGUAAGCAAGGAACAAGUGACAUACCCCACAGGAAAGCAAGAGAAUGUACAAUCCUCACAACAACUAGACCGUGGAAGUUGAGUGUAAUCAGUCUCAGUUCGAGUCAAAUAGACCAAAAGUUGGAACUUGUCGGACUUAAUGCAACGUCUGCAGAAAAGUUAAAGAAAACUGUGAUCUCACUUCUGACUGGCGAAAAAGACAAAAAAAAACAUAUUCAGGACUUUAAUUCCACUAUCGAACAUAAAGGUAUUUCAGAUUUGGAAACUGUUCCGCUCCUACUAAUGUAUCUUUUGUGUUUAUGGUACGAUGAAGUAGAUCUAGGCAGAUCUAAAUGUGAGUUAUACUGUCAAAUUGUUGAAAUGCUCCUGAAACGAACGUGCAAAAAAUAUCCAGUCAUGCAACAGGCGAGCAAACCUCACCAAAGUGAUAUCCCACAAUGCUUCAUUGAACAUGUACAUUGCAAGAAAUACUACACACUUCUGAAAGCUUUAGGGCAAUUGGCAUUUGAAACGUUAUUCAGUGAUCAAAGUGAAAGCACGUUGGUAUUUAGUCAGUCUAUGACUGACCUAUAUUUAAACGCAGGUGAUCUAAAAUUAUGUCUACACUCCGGAAUAUUAACACAAAGUAAACAACAAAAAUUGACCAAAAAAAAAUUUAAAGUUUCGUUUUCCCACAAAACAGUACAGGAAUAUUUCUGUGCACUGUACAUAAGCUACCAAAAUGAAAGUGAUUUCCAAAAAUUCGUGUUACAAAGAUUCAACAGUACACAAAAUAUUCUUGAUAUGUCGAAAGUGUUUGUUUUCAUCAGUGGAAUGAAUGCAGAAAUCAUGUCUUCAAUAUCACACCGGUUAAUGUCUGUUAUCAGCAAAGAUCAAAUAACGAGAAGAUAUAGAUCUACGGCAGGUUACGAAUUCAAGAACCUUAAACCUCUGAAAGACAUACAAAACAUGUACAUUUCUUGUUUGAAAGAAAAUACGGGAAAUACUUCUCUUUGUCUCCAGGAUUUUAUCAUUGACAAGGAUUCUCAACAAGAAAAUUACCUCUCACAUUUAGAACUGUUAGCAAAACACAAUAAAAUUAAUUUGGAGUCAAUAUGUAUCAUAACAGGUGUUCCUAGUUUACGUGAAAUCAUUGACUGGUUCGAACUCCAUGACCUUGUCAGCGUCAAGAAAAUAUAUUACAAAGGAGAAUAUAAAGAAGCGGAAAUUAUUCGGUUGUUGACCAGCAAAUGUGUGGAAAGUGUAACUGUUUUUUCAGGUGCAUGGCAAGAUAAUAGAUUAUUACCAGAAUAUAGUCCUUGUUCCACUGAACUGUCUAAAACAUUUCAGAAUAUUUCUCAGAUGCGAGCAAUUGAAAUCGAUGGCUUUAAGAUGGAGCACGAUGUGCUGAAGGAGUUUCUCAAUUAUAUUAUAAACAGAAAAUCAAUGGCAGAGAUUAGACUGUCCAGAUUAUCCUGUGUCACACACGAUAUUUCCUGCGAAGAAAUUAACUUGGACUUUUCCCAGCAUUCAGAUCUAAGGGCGUUAGAAUUGAAAAUGAUACCUGUGUCACAAUUAAAAGUGAAUGUAUCGUCGUUAGAGGAAUGUGAUGUAGGAAGAUUGCCUAAACCCGGUCUGCUGACGUCAUUCCUGAGAGAACUUCCAGCAGCAAGUAAACUACACACAUUUAAAUGUUAUUAUAUAGAAUCUUCCGAUGAAAUUGAAAUAUUGCUGAAGACAUUACCAUUGUUAGUUCAACUGAAAUGCGUUUAUUUGUGUUUUAUCAACCUAGGUGAAAGAUCACUGUCACUGUCACCUGAAAUGGUAAAUUUAGAAAAUGUUUUCCUGCUUGAGGCAACACUAACUGGUUCAUCAUUACGUAAUCUAGUGAAUUUAGUGGAGAAACUUCCACAGUCAGUGAUGAUAAAAAUGCAUGAUUGUAAUAUAACACCGGAAACUGAAUUUGCAGACGUUAAAAAAUAUAUUAAAAAAUCAGAGAAUUUCGUAGUCGUGUUUGAUGGCAUCAAUGAAUUAGACACAUACACUUUUGUGUUUCAAACAAAUGAAGUUGAAAGUCGAGCACAACAAUUUAAUCAAUGAACUCAGACAGAUAGUGUAAAUAUUUUAUAAAUUUCAUCCAUUAAAACUUUGAUACAUAAAUACAUUAGACAGUGGCAUAUGACAAGUAGAUCUAUAUUUGUACAGAAUUAUAAAUAGGAGCGCGUGAAACAGACACAAAAAUCAAUAUUCUAAUUUAGAAGUUACAUUAGUUUUGUGCAUAGAUGGAGACAGAUGGAUUCGACGUUCUUUAAUAUAUGGACUUAUCACACAAACUCGCCUGUGUUCACUGGAUUGCCGCUGAGUACUUUUGCGUUGUAUGACAACAGAUGAAACAUAUUCGUCCCAAUCUAGAAUCAACUGUAAAGUAUAUACAUUUGUGAAGAGCAGUUGUGUGGACAGUCGUCACAGGAGGUGUGCUUCUGUUGGAUUCCGUCCCCACAAGAAGGCAGAUGACCCAUUCCUGUACCCAUCCAUCCCAGGGCGUAAGAAGUCAGACUACGACUUAGCAAAUUUACCGUUUUGGACAGUGUUAAUUCCAUUGUGUAUCACUUUUUGAAUAUUUGUGAGUUUGAAUAUUCAUACUGCUAAUAUGACCAGACCGCAGCACCUCAAAGAAUGAAUAUCAUACUGCUAUGAUGACCAGACCGCAGCACCUCACAGAAUGAAUAUCAUACUGCUAAGAUGACCAGUCCACUGCACCUCACAGAAUGAAAAACAUACUGCUAAGAUGACCAGCCCAUAGUACCUGACAGAAAUCACAGAAGAGUUACAACUGGAAUAUGGGUUACAUUUCACUGUGCAUGAUGUUGAUACUACCUGAGCCAUAGCCAGGCACACAGGGGCCUCCGUGGCCCAAAUGGUCAAGGCCACUGAGAUACAAUUCUCUGCUGUAUUCCCAGACACUACUUGAGCCAUAGAGCGUGAGAUACAAGCACUACAUGACGGAACUCCUGAAGGUCUCAGAGUCGUCACUUACCUGUUUGUAUCAUAAGUAUGUCAACUGUACAUAAAAAAACUUGGUAUUCCACUGGAAAAGAAGGGUCCAAACCUAUUAAGGCUGUAUUGAGUGAUGGUUAUUUGUAAGGUCCUUUUUGUUACUGUUACUUCACCAUGGCAACACAGGCAUGGCGUUUCUCAUCGACAAGUUUGCCUGAGCAACUAAGAGAGUACUUAAUAAUAUUACUGUAAAAACAGAAUCCUGAAACGGUCCCAAGAGAUAUGUAUUGUAAAUGUAGAUGGAUUCGCGAGGCUUGUGUGUGUACUGUUUUCAGCUUACAAAUAGCAAAAUACCAUAGCUUCACCAGAAAUGCUCGGGUUUACAGAACAAUAAUUUCAGUUACAAACUAGUAUCAUAUUAUGUAGAUUUUUAGUUGCUAAAGUAUUUACAUUAAAAUGCACACAUAGACUCAUUAUUAUUUAUUAUCUCUUUGUAAAUGGUUUCAGUUUUCCAUCGCCAAGUUUUUUUUUCUUGUAGAAUUUGUAAUUGCAAUAAACAGAAUAAGUUGUUUAAGUCAAGUUCUCAACUUAGUCGAAUUACAGAAUUGACGAAGAGGAGCAUAAGUGUACACACGUUUAUGUUUUAAGUAUAAGUUUCUAAUUUCAUUUAAAUUGUAGAAAUAUAUCGUACAAUUAACAGCUGGUAUAAGAAAAUGACCAGAGCAUCAAGGAAAUUGUACUAUUUGAUUACAGACUACGGAACAUAUCAUAAUCCAUCAGCACCCGGAGUCAAUUCUGGUUUCAGUUCUGGUUCAACAGAGUCGAACAUUCCAAAAAUAGUGGAGACAUUGGAUCUUCUCCGGUAUUGGUUAAAAUGGUAUUACAGCAUUGACCCUCAGGAAAACCUGCCCUUGUUAACAUGUUGAGAUCUUUCAACAAAGCUCAGACCACUGGCUAUAAGUUAGUACCUAGAUUCCAGCACCAGGGUAAGUUCGUAGGCCAUUGGCUUUACCACCAUACCACCACGAUCCCUUUUCAUCUGAAAGAAGUACCAGAUACUGAUUGUACCUUGAUACCUUGAUCUCUGAACAACGUAACAAUAACUUACCUUUUGCAAUCAACCAGUUCUACAUGACUAAUUGGAGAAGUCCUAUGAAAGUACUAUGCUUAUAAACUAUCGGCUGUAUAAACACGAUCCCAUAGUUGAGCAUAGGGUUGGAAGCAAGCAGAUAUUCAGUGUGCACAAGUCACGUUUUUUACUUCACAUCUGUACAAAGUGGAGCAUAUGAGCUAUCGUGAUCACUCUCGUAUGCGUUUUGCCGUCAACAGUUACAUGGAAUCGUGUCAGAUUGUUUGCUUUUAAGAAGUCAAUGUCAUAUUAGUAUUUAAAACUUGAACAAACUUUGAUAAAGAGCAUUGCAUGAAAAAGCAUAGAAACACUGCUGAGGUCACAUUUUCAACUUGGUGUACAUGAAAUCUGGUCGGAAUGUAUGACCUUAUGUAAUCUAUAUCUUGUUUACAACUAAAACAUAUUGGCUAAAAUCAUAGGUCGCUAGGAUAAUAUCAAAGAAAACAUGUUAACACAAGAAGGAAAAUUGAAAACUUUGUUAUUUGUUAACUCAGGUGAUCGAUACAGGAAAUUCACGGCCAUUUUUGUUUCGUGUUAUAACGAGCUUGUUUGAUCAUACAUAACAAUAUUGAAUGUACAAGUUAUACAUGUCAUGCAAUUGGCAUAUCUGUCAUAUACUGGCAAUAGUUUGUACAUGACAAUGAAUACUCAGGGAUAUUAGACUGUGAAUACUGUACAUAAAAUACAUUCUAUAUAAUUCUUUUUGACCAUACAUAAAUAUGACCAUAAAUACACAGAGAUUUUGGAUUCUGUUUGCUGUUAAUAAAAAGAAAAAAUACUUUCACACAUUUCAUUUUGUACAUACAUAAAUAUGACUAUAAAUACUCAGGGAUUUUAGAUUCUGUAUGCUGUACAUAAAUACCUUUCACGUAUUUCAUUUGUACAUACAUAGACAAUACUCAGGGAUUUUAUAUUCUGUUUGCUGUACAUUAACUACAUUUCACAUAUUUCAUUAUGAAACACAUAGAAACUACUCAGGGAAGUUAGAUUUUGUAUGCUGUACAUACAAUACGUUUCACAUAUUUCAUUUUAUACAUAGAUAGACAAUACAUUUUCAUAGUCACUGUAAAUUGAUGCCUAGUCUUUUGUUAUAUCAUUCAGGGAAUUCACAGUUUGUCAUAUUAUCACGACUUGAGGUUUUGAGAAAAAAGCGUGUUAACAGAACUGUAAAUAUGUGUUCCUUGUUUAGACUGUUAUUUGUUAAUUAGCUUUCAUUUUUGUACUUAGAUCUUUAUAUGUUUCACGUAUUGUUUUGUACAAUAAAAAGACAUUGCUGAAAUAGUUUGUCUAUACUACGUCAUGUAUAUAUAUUGCGUUUAGUAAGGAAAGUAAGAGAAUACAGAUUAUUAUAUUAUCAUGUAGUAGAUUGAGCCAUGUAGUAAGUGAUCUUAUCCCAAUGAUUUGAUAAAUAUGCACAGGUGUAUUUUGACAUUGCGUACAUAUUGAUAAAUUUUGCACUGAUCCUUGUCACCCUUCAGAUGAAGUAACAAUAUGAAUAAACACAUUUUAUUGUCUUUCAAAUGAAAUCACGAUAUUCUGGUUAGGGAUUACAUUAUGCAAAAUUGAACAAUGCACAGGCUAUGGUGUACAAUGCACAUUUUCCCUGUCUACUAUUUAAAUGAUGAAUUAUUUUUGUAGAUUUUAACUUCCAUCAAGGAAUUAUUCUCUUCUAAAUUUUGAUGUUGAAAAUUGUUAGUCCUCUACAUCUAUGCAUUCUUAUUUGUAAUAAAGUUUUGACCUUUUGUGUUUCAGGUACUUUUGUAGUUCAUAUGUACAUGAUUUGUAUAUAACAUGUUUCUUUUAUGUUCAAAUGUAUUGUAAGUUGUUAGUGCUUUCUAUGACAUAUGACGCCAUCGUGGACUAAUGAUUAAGCAUGCCGACUUCUGGUCACUUGUCUCUCACUUAUAAUCGUUCGAGACUGCAGAUAAGUGGUUCCACCCAGGUACCAGCCUAAGUGGUUCUACCCAGGUACCAGCCUAUGCAGGAAGUAAUGCCUAGAGGGCACUUGGUUCUUCACCAUCAUCAAAAGCUUGAAAGUCGCUAUAUGACAUGAUUGUGUUAAUUGAAAGCUAAUGAUAACACGUAGUACUCUCCAUAUAUCGUUGAUGCCUUCUGACAAGUUACCAAUUUCAAAAGAACUCGGAUUUGUUUAUACUUGGCAACCUUGUAAAUAUGUAUGUAAUCAUUACAUGUUUUUCGCUUAGGUUGUGAAUUAGAACGGAAACCAGUGUUUAAAGCUGUUUUCAGUAAUCAAUGUAAAUUUAAGUGCUUAUUUACUAUAGAAGUAACAAACGUUUUGUUUUGUUACACUUUUAUAUUAGGUAUAGUGCAGAUAAACGUAAACACAGAAUAACUGUGAUUCAGUAACAGAAAUGUUGCUUUCCAAUUUGAUAUUUAAAUCUGCAAUUUGCGUAACAAUAAAUUUAUUUGUUAUCUUAAUAUUUUCUGUUAGUACAUAAUUAUAUUCAAAUAUGCUUUCAUGUUAAACCAUACAUUAUAAAUUAUGUUUAUGUCAUUAUUUUAAAAACAAUAUUAUGUUGGAAAAUUCUAAUGCACAACCUGUUUAACGGACUUAGUGCACGUUAUUUAGUCCAAUCGCAGGAAAAGGGAAAUAACUGCAAAAUAUGGAGUAAAAUGUAAUGUGUUCUCAAUAUACGAUAAUCAUAGUAUUUACACUGUUAAAAACCUCAAGAGGCGUAGAAUAUUUUAUGUAAAGUUACAAGCAAAUCAACAUUUCCUGAGCAUAAACCUCUCUUAGUAAGAUUUCUUUCAUAAUAUAAUAUACAAUAUCACACUGUCUAAGUUAACAAUGAUGUUUUUCAUUUAUUGAUGCCAUGUUUACUCUUACGUAAAGGUCCUUUUGAAUGAAACAAGUCAAAAAUGAUGAUUUUGCUUCCCGCACGGAAGUAGGGAACGGGGAUAUAUUGAUAUCCGAAACGGGAAGUUUCCGCUAUUGUAUUAGACACAUAUCUUAGUAAAUUAAAACUUUCCAGGGAAGUAAUUCUUUUAUAACAAAAUCAUGUUAGUCUUCUAAACGACGUUUGCUCGUAACACGUUUCACUAUGUCCCUUUUCUAUAAAUUAACUAAAGAAUAUAGAUAGAUUGACAAUUAAUUUGAGCCCUUUUUGUCAUGUUAUACUAGGUUUAGAUUGGACAUAACAUUGCUAUAGCAUAAAUAUACAGUGAAACCUGUCUUUAAAGGUCAUGCUUGGAAAAGCGAAACAAUGGUAUGUACGUGCAGGUGGCCAUUAUUCACAGGUUAAAGUAAAUUUAUUCACAUGUUGAAAUAAAGUAGAAAUGUUAAAUUUGGCAACGAAACUUUCAAAUCUCUUUAUAGCCAGGUGAUUCCAGUUCACAGGGGAUCUUUGGCAAAGGUUUGACUGUACAUAAUUAUUUCAAUUAAGAUCAGGUAUUCACAUUUUAAUGUGUUUUUCUUUCUAAAUAAUCAUCACAUAUUUUGACCAUAUGUCAUUUCUCAUCUUAUCAGAGAUAAACUGUUUCCACACAAUAUUUUGAAGCCUUUUUAUAAAGUUUGACAUAAAAAAAUUAUUGAAUGUGUUGUUUUCAUAUUAAGCCCUUUUGUCUUUUUGACGUGUUAUAUUGUAGAUUAAGGCAUUUAUCAAAAUGAUAACAGAGACAGUUUGAUAGGUGUUCAAACAUUGUAUAUCUCUUUAAUGACGUUUUUAUAUCAAUACCUAUACAUGUAUACUGUAUCGAAAUCGCCAGUAUAAAACAGUGAAGCUGCAAAAAGUUAUUUUAGGAGAAAUCUUUGAACUAUUUUAAGAAUAACAUAUCUAAUCCGCACUACUUCAAUUUUCUCUGAAAUCGUUAUUCAAAAAAUGAUAGGCCAUUUUAGUAACUUAUGAGUAUGGAAUUUAUGAUAUUUGAUCACGUGCUCAUAUUUGUCGUUUCUGAUUGGAUAAUUGGAUGGGUAUCAAACAAGGAAGCAGGACACUUGUUACUCAGAAAAAAAAUUAACAAAAGGUUAAAUUUGGCAUUUUAUACUGGUGUUAACAGCUGUUUUGAUAAGGUGAACAAAGUCUUAAUGUUGUUUGAAUAGAAUAUCGAACUUCAUACAUCUUUAGUUUAAUGUUGCAUGAACUAAUUAUACUUAUGUUCAUGAAUCAUGUUUUCAUGAGCCAUAAGCCGUAAUUAUGCCUAAACAUAUUUAGUUGAAUGUUCCAUGAACUGAGUUUUCAUGAACCAGUUUCAUGAGCCAUGUUUUCGUGAACAAGGAACCAUGAUUUUGCUGAUUGAGAUUCCGUAGAAAUUCAUAUACAUGUACUGAUAUUUAUCUUGUUAAAUUCAAACGUAUGUUUGAGCUUACCAAAAUAUGUGAAAAACAUAUUUUACUUAUUGUAAAGUUAAUAAUGCAAAGGUAGUAUUGUACUAUUGAAAAUAUGUUGAAUUAAAAAGUAACAGUGAAAGUCA
Messenger RNA from Mercenaria mercenaria, 10252 nucleotides. RefSeq lists its product as uncharacterized. The record is from RefSeq and is a predicted model, not a curated record. The coding region runs from base 217 to 3795 and encodes 1192 amino acids. The transcript is spliced from 12 exons. Lineage: Eukaryota; Metazoa; Mollusca; Bivalvia; Venerida; Veneridae.